AACCCAAAAGCCAAGACAGCGUCCCCCGUCUCUUGCCUGCGGUGAAGCUUCAAGUCUUCCUGGUCAGUGAGAAACAAAAUCCCUAAAAACUAUGGGCGUCGAGAAGAGAGAGAGAGAUUCGACGGAGGAGGAGCGCGGGAACAGCAGCAGCAGCAGCAGUCGGAUGGACACGGGGAGGGCGGAGGCUCCGGUGUGGCUGAUGAAGUGCCCGGUGGUCGUAGCCAAGUCGUGGAGCUCCCACAACCCCUCCGAUCCCCACCCGAUCGCCAAAGUCGUCCUCUCUUUCGAUCCCCUCCGUGCUGACGACCCAUCUGCCAUGGAGUUCAAGAUGGAGAUGCCUGGCUCUGCGGCUGCGAAUUUGCCACAAAGUUAUUCCUUGAAUAUGUUUAAAGACUUCGUUCCCAUGUGCGUUUUUUCGGAAACAAAUCAAGGCAAAGUUUCUGUGGAAGGUAAAGUGGAUCACAAGUUUGAUAUGAAGCCUCACGGUACUAACAUUGAGGAGUAUGGGAAGCUGUGUCGUGAAAGGACAAACAAAUCCAUGAUCAAGAACAGACAAAUACAGAUGAUCGACAAUGACCGAGGAGUACUUAUGAGGCCCAUGCCUGGGAUGAUUGGUUUGGUUUCAUCCACCUCAAAGGAUAAGAAGAAAACGGCACCGGUUAAACAAUCAGACAUGAAAAGGACUAGAAGAGAUCGUGGGGAACUGGAGGACAUAGUGUUCAAGUUAUUUGAACAAAAACAACCAAACUGGACCUUGAAGCAGCUGGUGCAAGAAACCAAUCAACCUGCGCAAUUCUUGAAAGAGAUACUGAAUGAGCUCUGCGUUUACAACAAAAGGGGAACGAACCAGGGUACUUACGAGCUCAAGCCAGAAUACAAGAAAUCUGUUGAGGAUACUGAAGAAUAAGCUUUACACUCCGCCUAAUCGAGCGUUAUCCAUUGUUCUCUCAAGAACAGGAAGUCGAAAUGAAUUAGCAAGAAGAAUAGCCAGCUGGUUGCGUGGGGCAGCAGAGUAACAACAUCAAGAACUUCAACCCACGAAAUAUCGGAGGCAAUAGUCUAAUUUUCUUUUUCCAACCUGAAAUGUGCAACUAUAAUGUGUUUGAUCUGACGAGAGAGAUAAAUGCUUCGAUAAACCAAACUUCCGAGGCAAGCGUGUAUAAUUCUGUAUCAGCUUGUAAGAUAAUACUUUCACUACGGUUUUAGCUGAAUAGUUUUAUUACUUUUGAUACUUUGCUGGACAAAUGAAACCAUAUAUGCAUUGUUUUGUAGAA
This is a messenger RNA of Pyrus x bretschneideri (Chinese white pear), 1274 nucleotides long. Its product is annotated as transcription initiation factor IIF subunit beta-like. Gene Ontology annotation, biological process: transcription initiation at RNA polymerase II promoter; transcription by RNA polymerase II. The coding region runs from base 92 to 907 and encodes 271 amino acids. NCBI's taxonomy places the organism in Eukaryota, Viridiplantae, Streptophyta, Magnoliopsida, Rosales, Rosaceae. Gene Ontology annotation, cellular component: transcription factor TFIIF complex. The record is from RefSeq and is a predicted model, not a curated record. The transcript is spliced from 6 exons.